UAUAGUUCCAAACUUGAUGUUAAAAUUUUUGUUUUUCUUCAGCAACUGUUUAUGAUGUUUAUAUAAAUUUUAAUUGUUUGUCAAUUUAGUCCAGUGCCUCAUCUAAUUAAAGUUAAGAAUGUGUACAAACACAUACACGUAUCUCACCUUGAAAUAUGUUUUGGAUGAACAUCACCAUCUGGCUCUGGUUAAGGUCUUAUUUCUUUUUGGCAUGGCCCUCCACAUUGCUUGAACUAGAUAAAUGUCAUUUUUAACACUAAUAGUUGUGAAAUCACCACUUGUCUCCAAAUUUUAAACUGAUGGGAAGGGGUAGAUUUUAAUAAUUUUUUUGUCUCAACACUCUCUCUCAUGUGUGUGCUAAACUCCCCCUUAGUAAGGGGUCCAACACGUGGAAUAUUUAAAUUAAAUGGGUAAAGUGUAGAGUGAGGAUAUGAACUCAGGUUCUCUGCUCUGAUAUCACGUGAAAUCAUCACUUGUCCUAAAAGUUUAAAGUGAUGGGAAGAGGUAGAUUUUUAAUAUUUAUAUAUGUCUUAACAAUAGUUACUUCUCAGGCACAUAAUCAAACCUAUUUACAUGAAUUUACGUUAUUUUCUGAAGUAAGAUAAAGUUUCAAUGAAUAAAGGAAAUAGGCAUAACCCAACUAUAUAGAAAAUAGAUGAAGGAGAACACUUGUUACAAGUUGGAGCUAGAAAAUGAUACAAGAAGUCAUGAAAGCUAGCUCCAUUGAAUAUAACAACAGAAGGCCACAUAAAUAAGGUGUGGAAAAGGAAACUUCUAAGCUCAUACAAACAGCGCUAGGGAUCUUCAAUGCUAUGGCCAUUCCUUUAAAGCCGAACACACCACAUGAGACAUAAAGUAAUCAUUUCCCAUAUAGCAGCAAUUUGGGGAUUGCCUUGAAGGCCUUUCCAACAAGCAAAAAGAUCCACCACCCUUCUAGGAAUCACCUAUGCAAGUCCGGUCUAGCUAAAAAACUCAUCCCAUAGCACCCUUGCCACCUCACAGUGAAUUUACUGUAUGGUAGCCAUAAAACUUUAUCUCUUUACUCUUUUCUCUCCGUACACAUUUCUUUUGUCCUCAUGCACAAACGUAAUCCCUUCUCUUGCGCUUCUCGCCAGAGUUGAUUCUCUCUUCCUUCCCUUUCCUCUCUUUUUUUGUUUCUUUUCUUCCUUUUCCUACUUCUGUCUUCAAAGCUACCUAGAUGGAAGGUGAUGGGAGUUUUAUGGUGGAGUUUAAAACUUUCAUCUUCUCGAAGGUGGCUGGUUAAAGUUUUUGUAUCAUUGAGACAAAUAGAAGAAUGGUUCUGUUUCUCUUCAUUAACGGGACGUCAGCUUCAUGGGUGGCAAUGAUGGUUGUAGAAGCUCUUGCCUCUCGACGGAGUGAAGGAUUUUUUAGAAAGUUGAGGGUGGGAAAUGGGGUCCUCAUUCUUCAAUGUCACAGUAACAAUAGAGGAUGUUUUAUGCACUUGGAGGAAUUUUGGAAUGGCAGGAAGAGGGGCUCUCUGAUUGUCCCUGAAGGCGUGAAUGGAUGCGGUUGGAAAGGUUUCGCUUACCACCUCAAGAAGGUGGCUGGUUUCGCGGGGGUGCUUAGAGAGGGUGGCCUACGUCGGGGUGGGGUGGCUGGUUAUGGGUUGGAAACAGAGAAGCCUCCCUCAAAUGGUGUUUCAUACGCCUCUGUUUUGAGGUCACCGGCAAACUCUCUGGUAAGGGGUAGCUCUGCCAUGGUGUCGAUAGGCAAGGAGACCAGCGCUGAACUCCCUUUGCCUUGUGGGUAGUGGGGUGCCCUCUAUCGAGCGUACGAAGUUGGGGGAGGUUGAAGGUAUUUUGUGGGCUGUCAGAGCACAGUUGUCUGAGGUAUUGGAGGAAGUUUUGCUGUUGAUGAAUACAGUGGAUGUAGGCCGAACCUUGGUAAUGGACGUGGGAAAUGGAGGGUCUAUGAAUUUGUAGACCCUGGCAAAGGAAUUAUCUGUACUAGGUCAGAGCUUGAAGGGGCCCGCGAGCCCACAAUUUGUUCAAAUGGGGGCCCAAGAGCCUGUUGGUAGUAUGGACUGGGUCGAGCCCAUUAGGCCCAUUCAUUUUGUCUGGAGAGCCAAGGGGUCCUCUCGGGCCCGUGAGACUCUGGUCUUGGGCCGUAAAAGCGCAAUGCCUUUGGCGGCUGACCUGGCUGCCCCACCAGUGACACAGAACACACCGAAGUUUGCCAGCGACUCUACGACCACUACUAGGGUGCAACCACAGGGCUUUGCUGAGAAGCAUAGCCCCUUGAAGUUGAAGGCGUCAGCUGGUUUGGUCGAGAAGGGUGUCGCUGACUGUCCCCAGGUCUCUGGGAGCUCGCCGGCGCCACAGAAAGGGCUGAUGGCCUCCGCUAACCCUAUGGCUAGAAGUCUGGUGUCGUUCCUGACCUCGAAUGUGAGAAACUUAUGCGAGGAGGCAUCGUCCUCCACCGAGCUGCCUCGGUUUGAAGGCUACGACGACCCUUUGCUUAAAUCUGGUCCCUCACAGCCCUCAGAGGUUUAUUUAGGGCCCAAGGCCUUCACCCAUCGUUCUGUGAAUUAGAGACCCCCUUAAGGGUUCUAUGCACAGUGGCAGAAGGGGAUGAUGAGUCAUCAAAUGAUGGGGGUUCUCUCGGAUGCUGAAUCUUCACUCGGGUUUGAUUUACAGUUAGUUUGCAAGGAGUUUGGAGUUGACAUGGAACUGGGGGAUUCUGGAGACAAACCUAGUCCUUUAUGCUCGUUGCCACUGGCGCCUUCAUGGGCUGGCAUACAAUCUGAUUGGGUUUUACAAAAGGUAGAUGAACUUCGUCACUGCAUCGGGAUUUCAUGCGAAGGAUUUGAGGACCAGUUUAAAGCUCUUCUCACUGCCAUAGUAGCAUGACAACCACUUAUUGCCAAAUCUGCCGCUAAAAAAGAUAGGGAGCUUAAGAGGCUUGUUUGCUCCAUAAACUAUGAUGCAAGGGAAGGAAGUGCGAGCUAGGGGAGACACAAUGAUAGGGUGAACCUCGGCGUUCCAUGAAGCCCAAGAUCUUUUCAUGGAAUGUUCGGGGACUGAAUGACCCAAGCAAGCACCUUAGAGUGAAGAACUUAUUACAGGAAUUGAAGGCAGAUGUGAUUUGUUUGCAAGAGACUAAGUUGAAGUCUAUUGACAAGCAAUUAAUAAGAAGCUUGUGGAAUUGCCCUUACGUGGGAUGGACCACUCUUGUCUUCAAGGGUGCUUCAGGGGGCAUUUUAGUGUUGUGGGAUAAGAGAGUAAUUAAUUUGGUGGAGGAUUUCGUCAGCAAAUUUUUGGUAGCAUGCUCUUUCUCGAAUGUAGAAGAUGGUUUUGGUUGGGGGUUCUUAGGAGUUUACAGGCUAAAUGUUGAUAGCAAAAGACAACUCCUUUGGGAUGAGAUCGCUGGUUUGUGUAGUUGGUGGGAUAUCCCGUGGUGUAUUGGAGGUGAUUUCAACGUCAGUCAGUUCCCGAGUGAAAGAUCAGGGUAUUCUAGCAUGGGUAUAGCCAUGGCUGACUUUUCAGCACUUAUAUUUGAGCUAGACUUGGUAGAUCUACCUUUGGCGGGGGGAGAUUUCUCUUGGUCUAACGGGAGGGCCUGGUCUAGCUUGGACAGGCUCAUUGUCUCUCUCUCCUGGGAGGUCCACUCCCCCAACCUUUGCCAAAAGGUUCUCUAGGCUUUGCUCUGAUCACUUCCCCUUCUUAUUAGAUUGCGGGGGUCUUCGCGGGG
Juglans microcarpa x Juglans regia is the source of this 3711-nucleotide messenger RNA. RefSeq lists its product as uncharacterized. The record is from RefSeq and is a predicted model, not a curated record. NCBI's taxonomy places the organism in Eukaryota, Viridiplantae, Streptophyta, Magnoliopsida, Fagales, Juglandaceae. Bases 2013 to 2552 code for a protein of 179 amino acids. The transcript has 2 exons.